This is a messenger RNA of Achroia grisella, 1579 nucleotides long. It is a transcript of the gene TfIIA-L, whose product is annotated as transcription initiation factor IIA subunit 1. Bases 370 to 1356 code for a protein of 328 amino acids. Gene Ontology annotation, cellular component: transcription factor TFIIA complex. The record is from RefSeq and is a predicted model, not a curated record. Gene Ontology annotation, biological process: transcription initiation at RNA polymerase II promoter; transcription by RNA polymerase II. NCBI's taxonomy places the organism in Eukaryota, Metazoa, Arthropoda, Insecta, Lepidoptera, Pyralidae. The transcript has a single exon.
UUUUAUCAAUGUUCGUCUAUGCAAAGACAAUAUUUGUAAUCUGGCAAAUUGUCUUUUUUAUAAGGUUAUGUUUUAGUGUUAAUUGUCAAAAUUUUCUGCUGAAUAUUUUUAUGAGAUUUGUCGAGAAUAUGGAGUGGACAUAUUUUAUCGUAUAGUGAAUAAGGAAAUCGGUAAAUAAUUGUCUAACAUUUCCUAUGAAUGGCUGUGUACUCUUGAAUUUCAUAUGACAUUGAUUUGAGAUGUGAACAGGAAAGUGAAUACGCACUUCUUACGAUAUAUGAUCUACGGCAAGUAAUAAAUUACAGCUGAACUGAGAUAAGUAGUUUAAAAGUUCUCAUAAUUCAUUAUAAGUAGUAGUUAAAUAUCAAAAUGACUAUGAGUCAGGUGUCUGUAUUAAAACUGUACAAUGCAGUAAUGGACGAUGUCAUAGCCGGAGUCAGAGAUUGUUUCUUGGAUGACGGUGUCGAUGAACAAGUAUUGCAAGAACUAAAACAAUUAUGGAAAACAAAAUUACAAGCUAGCGGCGCCAUGGACCCACCAAUACCCGAAACUCCAAUGCCACCACCCGUGUUACAAAACUUUCAAAAAGCCAAUGGCAAUAAUAUGUUACCUAAGAGAUCAGUUGAUAGCAUGAUGGCUCAAGGUUCUAGCCAACAAAACUCUGUAGUUGAACAUGGUGUACCAACUUCUAAUAUUCCUGGCACACAUUCGCACCAUGUUUUGGAUCCCAAUAAUAAAGUACCUGUCCAGUUAACAUUGCCCGCUCAACCGGGAGUACCUGGAUCACAAGCACGGUCCUUUACUAUUCAAAUACCGGCUUCCGCGCUGAAUGGCAACAAGUUGCAUCAGGUUCUUACUGGUCCCAUCAUUAAUGCCACAAUAAGUUUGCCACAGCCUCUUGCGGCUACUCUACUUCAACAACACAUAAAUUCUGCACUAGCAGGACAACAGAAUGAAUUUGAUGGUGGUGGAGGUGGACGCAGUGGUGCUGCUCCAUUUUCAUUGGAUGGUGCGAUGGAUUCCUCCGAUGAUGAGGGCUCAAAUGUUGGAGAUGCAUCGGAUGAUGGGGCAGGUGAUGAUGAUGAAGAUGAGGAGUCUGCAGAAGAACGAGCAGAGGAAGAAGAAGAAGAGCGGGAUGAUAGUGGUGGUGCUGAAGAAGAACCUCUGAAUUCUGGUGAUGAUGUGUCUGAUGAAGAGCCUGGUGAUAUGUUUGAUACUGAUAAUGUUGUUGUGUGUCAGUACGACAAGAUAACACGUAGCCGUAACAAAUGGAAAUUUUACUUAAAAGAUGGCAUUAUGAACCUUGCUGGUAAAGACUAUGUCUUUCAAAAAGCAAAUGGUGAUGCAGAAUGGUGAAACAGUUUAUAACAUAUAUAUAUAGACAAACAGUGUGUAUUUUUAUUAAUGGUGUAACUCAUUAUACCUAAAUGACUUUAGUAAGAAUGAAAAAGGAUCCAAAAAGACAUUGGUUGAAAUAUUAUCUCAAAUUUAUUUUAAAAUAAAUGACAUCAUUGACCUUAUGAAUUGCUUUUGUUAUGAAUUAAGGCCCUUUAUACAUAUUUUAGUUUCAAUCUAUGAG